AAAAGAAAAACAACAGCAUGCAUAAAUCCAUCCUUAAAUCAAAAUCAAAAGUCGUUAAAUUUUGCAAAAUCUUGGAUUGAACGCCCACCAAGCGAUUGGCGACGAAGUUAAGAGUUGCCAUUAAAAUAACCUAAACAACCCAGAAUUGUGCUUUAAAGACAUACAUUAUUGAUGCUUUAAUUCUAGUCCUAAUUUUACUUUUUCUCUAUAUAUCAGGCCAUCUAUCAUAUUAUACAUUAAAUUAGAGGCAAUUUAUUCGUAAUUGAAGAAGAUCAUAAUUUAAUUUUUCUGGGAAAGAAGUGUAGAUAGGAAUAAUGACGAAAGGGAGACUAUGGAUGUGCGGUGGAUGCUGUGGAAAUGGAGAAGUUGAACCGGGUCCGGGUCCGACUCCGACUCCGACUCCGGGUCCCGGCCCGGCCCCUGAUGUACCUACGGAUCAACCUGUAAAACUUCAAAUCCUCGAUCGUUAUGUUGUACUGGACAAUGGCAUUGUUCGAGUCACAUUGUCAAAUCCUCAAGGAAUCGUUACUGGAAUUGCUUAUAAUGGCAUCGACAAUUUGCUUGAAGUUCGAAAUGUAGAAGAUAAUAGAGGGUAUUGGGACCUUGUUUGGAAUGAUGAUACUACGCCAGGGACAUUUGACAUGAUAAAAACAACAAAAUUUCAGGUCAUUGUGCAAAAUGAUGAUCAGGUUGAAGUUUCUUUCAGUAGACAAUGGGAUCCCUCACUCAAGGGCAAGCUUGUUCCUUUGAAUAUUGAUAAAAGGUUCAUUAUGUUGCGUGGCUCAUCCGGUUUCUACACAUAUGCAAUUUAUGAGCGGAUGAAUGAUUGGCCUGGCUUUAGUAUGGGUGAGACUAGGAUCACCUUUAAGCUCAACAAGCAAUGGUUUCACUACAUGGCCCUUGCAGAUAACAGGCAACGGUUUAUGCCUUUGCCUGAUGAUAGAAUGCCCGGAAGAUGUCAAACACUUGGCUACCCCGAAGCUGUCUUGCUUACGAAUCCUAUAGAACCGAACCUCAAGGGAGAGGUUGAUGACAAAUAUCAAUAUUCAUGUGAUAACAAAGACAUUUUAGUCCAUGGUUGGAUUAGCACUGAUCAAGCUACAGGGUUUUGGCAAAUUACACCUAGCUUCGAGUAUCGUUCUGGUGGACCAGUCAAACAAAACUUGACGUCCCACGUGGGCCCUACAUCGUUAUCUGUGUUUUACAGCGGCCAUUAUGCUGGGGAUCCUCUAGUACCAAAAUUUGCCGAUGGGGAGGCAUGGAAAAGGGUGUUUGGCCCGGUUUUUAUAUACUGCAAUUCCUGUCCAAAGGAUGUUGAUUUUCAUCUGCUUUGGGAAGAUGCUAGACAACAGUUUGUAGUUGAGGCUGAUAAUUGGCCAUACAGUUUCCCAGCAUCAGAAGAUUUUCCCAAACCUCAGCAGCGUGGUACUGUCGGUGGCAGACUACUAGUUCGAGACAGAUAUGUUAGUGACGAUCUUAUACCAGCCGGUGGAGCAUAUGUUGGGUUAGCGGUACCUGGAGCACCUGGAUCAUGGCAAACCGAAAUCAAGGGUUAUCAGUUUUGGACUACAGCUGAUGAUAACGGCUAUUUUUCAAUCAAAGGCAUACGAGAAGGAGAUUAUAAUCUUUACGGUUGGGUUCCUGGAGUCGUUGCAGACUACAAAUGUGAUGCUCUCAUUACCAUAACAGCUGGAUGUGAUACACAAAUGGGUGAAUUGGUAUAUGAGCCUCCUAGAGAUGGACCAACCUUGUGGGAAAUCGGAAUUCCUGAUCGUUCUGCAGCAGAAUUCUAUGCUCCUGAUCCUAAUCCUAAUUUUGUCAAUCAAUUAUAUGUCAAUCAUCCUGACAGGUUUCGGCAAUAUGGAUUGUGGGAGAGAUACUCAGAAUUAUACCCUAAAGAAGAUUUAGUUUACACAAUUGGUGUUAGUGAUUUUCAAAAGGAUUGGUUCUAUGCUCAAGUUACUAGGAAAACAGAAAAUGGGUAUACAGGAACAACAUGGCAAAUCAAAUUCAAACUGGAUAAGGUAGACGGAAAGGGCAUCUACAAGCUGAGGUUGGCUAUUGCUUCUGCAACUCUUGCUGAAGUUCAGGUACGGUUAAACAAUCCAAAUGCAAAUCGACCCAUUUUUACAACCGGAUUAAUAGGGAGGGAUAACUCGAUAGCAAGGCACGGCAUUCAUGGCUUAUACUGGUUCUAUAGUGUAGACAUACCGGGCUCUAAUCUUGUACAUGGAGAUAAUACUCUGUUCCUGACACAACCUCGGAACCAAAGUCCCUUCCAGGGGAUAAUGUAUGAUUAUUUAAGACUUGAAGGUCCUCCUACUAGUGCUGCCAUAUAAUAAACUCUUGUGUUUUCCACUAUUAUAUUUCUAGCGGCAUAUUAGGUUGAUGAAAGAUGUAUUUUUAAUUUUUAUUAAAUGGUAUAAAGUUGUAACUGGUAUGAACAAUUAAUAAUGUGAUCAAUAAAACUUGAAUGAUUCAAGAUGCUCAAAA
Molecule: messenger RNA, 2493 nt
Organism: Amaranthus tricolor (Joseph's coat)
Lineage: Eukaryota; Viridiplantae; Streptophyta; Magnoliopsida; Caryophyllales; Amaranthaceae
Product: probable rhamnogalacturonate lyase B
Exons: 15
Coding region: 315-2339 (674 amino acids)
Biological process (GO): carbohydrate metabolic process
Molecular function (GO): catalytic activity; carbohydrate binding
Source: RefSeq, a predicted model, not a curated record